Acaromyces ingoldii is the source of this 1560-nucleotide messenger RNA. Its product is annotated as putative proline iminopeptidase. NCBI's taxonomy places the organism in Eukaryota, Fungi, Basidiomycota, Exobasidiomycetes, Exobasidiales, Cryptobasidiaceae. The record is from RefSeq and is a predicted model, not a curated record. Gene Ontology annotation, biological process: proteolysis. Gene Ontology annotation, cellular component: cytoplasm. Gene Ontology annotation, molecular function: aminopeptidase activity. The coding region runs from base 127 to 1365 and encodes 412 amino acids. The transcript is spliced from 2 exons.
CACGGGUCGCACAAUUGAAGCCAGCUAAGAGGUCUCUUCUCCCCUCUGUUCUUGAAUCUCGUCGCCUCUGUCAUCUCUCACAGCCGUUCCGCUCGCUGCAAGCAGCGCCCUCGAUCUCAAACAAACAUGUCAGCUUCGACACAGGUCACAGGAAAGCAGGGCGCCUCGUCGCCUCCUCCGAACAGCGUCGGAUCAAAGCUCAAGAGUCGGUUGAGCUUCCUUUUCGCACGCAGCCCUCAGCAACAGCAACAUCAGCAGCAACAGGCGGGCGCGGCAAAUGUGGAACGUGGAAAGAACAAUAGUGGCAAGAACAAGAAGAGAGAUGAAGCAAAACAGGAUGAGCCAGACACCAGCGAAGGAAGUGCAAUUGACUACCGUCCGAGUGCUCGCGCUUUGCAGCCCGCAAAAGCCAACCUGCGUCGUCACUAUCCCAAGAUCGAACCAUUUGAGACGGGUUUCCUCGACGUGGAUCACCACAGCAUCUACUGGGAGCAGUCUGGAAAGCGGGACGGCUACCCCGUCGUCUUUCUCCACGGAGGGCCCGGUGGGGGCUGCUCCUCCGAUGAUCGUCGUUGGUUCGACCCUGCCCACUACCGCAUCGUUCUCUUUGACCAGCGUGGCGCCGGCCGCUCCACGCCCCACUCGAAUCUGGAAAAGAACACGACGUGGGACCUCGUCGGCGACAUUGAGAGGCUGCGAGAAAAGCUGGGCGUGACAAAGUGGCAUGUCUUUGGAGGUAGCUGGGGCAGCACCCUCGCCCUGGCCUAUGCCCAGAAACAUGCUGAGAGCGUCAGUGCACUGGUGCUCCGGGGAAUCUUUACUCUUCGCAAGAGCGAGCUCCUCUGGUUCUACCAGGAGGGCGCCUCGAACCUAUUUCCCGAGAUGGAUGAGCCGUACCGCGCGGCGAUACCAGCAGAGGAGCAGGGUGACCUCAUGAAGGCCUACUACAGCCGUCUGACAAGCGACGAUGAAAAGGUGCAAUUAGCAGCAGCAAAGGCCUGGACGACGUGGGAAAUGGCUACUUCAAAGCUCUACGUCGACGAGGCUUCCGUCAAGCGCGGCGAGGAUGAGAAAUUUGCCCUGGCAUUUGCCCGCAUCGAAUGCCACUAUUUCAACAAUGCAGGCUGGCUCGAGGAUGGACAGCUACUCCGAAAGGACAACGUCGAUAGGAUCCGAAACAUUCCCGCCGUCAUCGUUCAGGGUCGCUACGACAUGCCAUGCCCCGCAAAGACGGCUUACGAGCUUCACAAGCAGUGGCCCGAGGCCCACUUCCAUCUCGUUCCCGACGCCGGCCACGGCUCCGCAGAGCCGGGCAUCAUGGACCGCCUCAUCGCAGCCACUGACAGAUUUAGAUCGAUCAAGUAGUCCAUCGUCAUCAUACCCAUCUUUUCAAUCUCUUCUUCAUCAUCCAAUACAAGAGACAUGAUGGACCUUUGGAUGUAGAGCCUCUUCUUCCGCUCUCUCGUUCAUUCCGCAAGAAGCAUCUCUUUGAAUCGGUGCAAAUGAUGGAAGAGGUGGGCUGUAUUUCAAGUGCAGCGUAGCCAAAUGCAGUGCAGUACU